Molecule: messenger RNA, 671 nt
Organism: Adineta steineri
Lineage: Eukaryota; Metazoa; Rotifera; Eurotatoria; Adinetida; Adinetidae
Source: the annotation of a GenBank genome assembly
UUUUUUUUCUUUUCUUCCCCACAGUUACACUAUGUAUGUAUGUGUAUAUAUAUAUAUAUUUGCUUGAGUUUUUUUUUCUCUCUCUAAGUUCUCGCAUGCGUAUGACAGUGAUUGAUGAUCAUUACGCCUGCUGCUCCUUUCUCGGUUGCUAAAAUCAUAGCAAAAUACUUAUUACGAUGAUAACUUUGUAGAUAUAAAUUUUUAUUGGUUCGUUUUUUUCUUUCUCACUAUCAAGACUACUGUUAUUAAUAUAACUCAAAAUGUAAAAUGAUACGAUCGUAAUCGUAAUAUAAAAAAAAAAUAUCAAAAAUCUUUCUCUGUAAUUUUCACAUAUGAAAAGUGCUUGAAGCUAAAGAAAAAAGAAUAAAAGGAAGAGAUAGAUCAAUUUCUUGAUGUUUGAUCAUAAUUAUAGUUCAACUAUCAAAAAGAAGAAGAAGAAGAUAAGACCAAUCUUUCAUUUUUUUUUAUUUUCUUCUUUUAGUCAUCCAUUAUUUCCAUUACUGGCAUUAAUCUUUGAAAAAUGUGAAUUAGCGACUUGUACACCAAGGGAUUUAGGUGGACCAGGAGAUGUUUGUUCAUCUGAAUCAUUUAAUGACGAUAUUGCUGAAUUUACUAAACAGGUAAAAUUGAUAUAUGUUACAUGUCUUAUCAUCAAAAUGUAUUCAAGUUAA